Artibeus jamaicensis (Jamaican fruit-eating bat) is the source of this 11478-nucleotide messenger RNA. It is a transcript of the gene ALPK1, whose product is annotated as alpha kinase 1. Lineage: Eukaryota; Metazoa; Chordata; Mammalia; Chiroptera; Phyllostomidae. The transcript is spliced from 15 exons. Gene Ontology annotation, molecular function: protein serine/threonine kinase activity; ATP binding. The record is from RefSeq and is a predicted model, not a curated record. The coding region runs from base 212 to 3862 and encodes 1216 amino acids. Gene Ontology annotation, biological process: protein phosphorylation.
CCAAGUGACCCCUGAAGGGUGUGUCUUAAGGUACAAAACUGCUGGGAAUUACACGAUCAUGUGACAGUGACUGGCUUUGUUUUCUUCCACAUUUCUACUUCCUGGUACCAAAGCUGUUUAUGAGAAACAGUAUUUCAAGGAGGUUGUGCUGCAUUAACUUUCUUCAGAGUGUUUUCGUCUUCUUCAAGACAAAAGUGACCAAGUGUGGGCCAUGGCGGACCAUCGGGAGGCUGCAGCGACACUCCUGGAGGACUGCCGGCACCUGCUGGCCGGGCCGCCCGAGGCGCUCAUGCCAGACGCAAGCGAGGACGCAGCGAGUGGAGCUUCCCUCCCCAGUGAGCUGAGGACCCUCAUCCAGGAGGCCAAGGACAUGAAGUGGCCCUUCGUGCCUGAGAGGUGGCAAUACAAACAAGCCGUGGGCCCGGAGGACAGAGUCAACCUGCAGGACGUGAUUGGCGCCAGGCUGCAGCCGUUACUGGUGUCCCUGAAGGCCUCCAUCCUCGCCCGGGACUACGCUACUGCGGCGGCCAUACUGUUCGUGAGCGACCGGUUCCUGUACGGGCUCGACGCGUCCCGCCAAGUCCUGCAGGUGGCCAAGGGGCUGCACAAGCUGUGGCCCGCCACGCCAAUGGCCCCGCAGCUGGUCAUUCGCCAGGCCCGAGUAUCAGUCAACGCAGGAAAACUUCUGAAAGGGGAGUAUAUCCUGAGCAGUCUGAUCAGCAAUGAUGGAGCGACAGGCAUCUGGCAGUACGGAAACGAAAGUGACCGGGUCCUGGUGCAGUCCGUGUGCCUGCAGAUCCGAGGGCAGAUCCUGCAGAAGCUAGGGAUGUGGUCUGAAGCAGCGGAGUUAAUGUGGGCCUCGAUCGCAGGGUACCUGACGCUUCCUCAGCCGGAUAAGAAGGGCAUCUCCACGUCAUUAGGGAUUCUGGCAGACCUCUUUGUGUCCAUGAGCAAGCAAGAGUACGAGAAGUUUAAAAACAGUCCAUGGAUGAACUUGGGCCUCCUGAGGGACUCGGACCACCGCCUGUUGUUGGCCGCUGAAGCCUGCAAGCUAGCGGCCGCCCUCAGUCCUUACACACCACUCUUUGUGCUCACAGCCAUGAACAUCCGUGGCACGUGCUUGCUGUCCUACACUGGUUCUAAUGACUGUCCCCCGGGCACAAGAACUGCGCAUCUGAGGGAAGCCGGAGAGGCCUUCGAGAUCGGCCUCCUCACCCAGAGACGCGACGAGGCAGCGACAGGAAGGCAGGGGCUCCACAGCCUCCUCAGAGCGGCGUUCGGCCUGGCCACGGUGCACUGCCGGCUCCACGGGGAGACUGGGCCGGGCCAGGUGGCCCGGCAGCUCUGUCUCGAGGCCAUGGGGAAGCUGUACGCAUUCAGUGUCUCUGCUGGGGAUCAGGAGCGAGCUGUUCUUGCCCGGGAAGUCAUAUGUGCUGUCAGCCAGGUGAAGGACCAUUUGCAGGUUCAAAGCUUUGCAACCUCAGAAGACGGGGCUUACGUCCCAGCGGGUUUUGAGUGUGGGCUGCACAAGCCUAUCCUGUACGGGCAAGUGGAUUUCCAGAAAAUUCUUGAAACCUAUUCACAGCACCAUACUUCCGUAUGUGAAGUAUUUAAAAGCACUUGUAAAAACAACAAAAACAAACAGAAAGAUGCCAGCCCCGGAGUCUGCAUCACUGCACUUAAAACAGACACAAAAAGCAUAGAAACCGUGAGUACGGAAGACGGGCUGUGUCUCCAGGCAGGCGGGAGAAUGUCCUGCUCCCAGGUGGCUCAGAAUGGCUGGGAGGCACCCAGGAGGGUGGGAAGGAGAGGCUGGGCCCAUUCAGAUGCCUUCCGAGUCCCCCUGGACCCAGACGUGGGGAUUGAGAUGGAGUCACCAGGCCACCGCAGCGGCAGGGAAGCUACUUUGGCUGACAGCCAGAGCUCCUGCUCCUGGAGCGAGUUAUCCAGGUGCAGCGCUUCCAGCAGCUGGGAAGAGGUGAGUGACCAAGGAGACAAGAGCCCGACCAGAGGACGGCCUAGUGGAGAGCAUCUGGCGGACACUCAGGGUCCUGCAGCUGUUGUGGGAGCGCAAGGGAGUGACGAGGGAAGCACAGCCCUGUGUUCACUGGCUUCAGAGCUUCGUGACCUCUCUUUCCCAGGGUCCAAGGGAAAUGGUUCAGAGUCCUGUCUACCUCACAUGCCCUUGGCCACUGCCCCCCCUCCUGGUGCCAGGGCCACACUCAUAGCCUUCAGCUCAGGGAAGCUGGAGUGCAGUCUGGAAGAAAUGCAGAAAGUCGGAACUACAGGCUCCAGAGAUACUUCUGCUCAUCCCAGACCCUCAUCUGGGUCUACUUCUUGGUCUCCUGAUCCUGAUUGGCCCAAGAACAUGGCCGCCCCUCCUUCAGUCCAAGGAGAGACCUUUGAAAUAAUGGAUGACCUUCCAGAAACCAGCUGUGAUGCCAGAGACCGGUCUGGAGGAGACAAGGGAGACCUCACACAUGGCACUGGCACUGCAUUGAAAGGGAGCCCCACCGAGGUGGACCCAGAAGAGGAGACAGCAGAUGGCACAGAGGACGUGCCCCAGGGCUCCCACGGAGGCACGGGCGAUUCUCUGGGCAGAAGUGCCAUGAUGGCGUGUCACUCUGUCACUCCUCUCUGGCCUCGUCAGAACCCAGACGGGGGACAAAGCAGGGGCUCAGCCCCAGAGCCGGACGUGGACCCCGAUGCGUCCACGGUGGACGAGCAGGGCCAGCUCCUCGACCUGGUGGUGCAGCAUGACCAUCCCGGGCUGUGUGCCCCGAGGCAGCCCUGUGUCCCCAGAAGCUGUGAGGGCUGUGCCACCACCGAGGAAGGGGACGCACCUGAAGAUGUGCUCAACUGCAGCCACAACUCCAGCUCAUCUUCGGCGAGCUGGUGGAACUCUCCCGUGUUCUCCAGCGGGUCCUCAGAGGGGGGCAGCCCCUGGUCCUACCUGAAUUCCAGCGGGAGCUCUUUCGUUUCCUUGGCAGGGUCAGUGAGGCAGGAGACCCUUGAGGCUCGCACCCUGGAGCCUGAUGACCUUGAAAGGCUGCUGGCAGGCGUGACGCACGAGUGGCUGUUCCAGAGGCUGGAGCACACAGGGGUGUUCAAGCCCAGCCGGCUGCACCGGGCGUACGAUGCUCUUUUGUUGAAAUAUUCUAAGAAAUCUGAAUUGUGGACGGCCCAGGAGACUGCGGUGUACCUGGGGGACUACCUGAACGUGAAGAAGAAGGGCAGACAAAGAAACGCUUUCUGGGUCCAUCAUCUUCACCAGGAGGAAACGCUGGGGAGAUAUGUUGGGAAGGAGUACAAGGACCCAAAGAAGCUGUGGCUCCAUUUCUCCGACGUGGAGCGACAGAUGACUGCCCAGCACUACGUGACUGAAUUUAACAAGAGACUUUAUGAACAGAAGAUCCCAACGCAGAUAUUCUAUAUCCCGUCUGCAGUGCUGCUGAUUUUAGAGGGCAAGAGGAUACAAGGAUGUGUCAGUGUGGAACCUUACAUUCUGGGAGAGUUUGUAAAAUUAUCAAAUAACACCAAGGUGGUGAAAACAGAAUACAAAGCCACAGAGUAUGGCCUGGCUUAUGGACAUUUUUCUUAUGAGUUUUCUAAUCACAGAGAAGUUGUGGUAGAUUUACAAGGCUGGGUGACUGGUGACGGAAAGGGGCUCAUCUACUUGACAGACCCCCAGAUCCACUCUGCAGAUCCGAAAGGUGUCGCUGCCAACUUUGGAAGACGGGGCAUUUCUUACUUCUUCACCCACCAGCAUGUGGACUGCAAUGAGAUCUGCCAUCGUCUGUCUCUGACCAGGCCAUCCGCUGAGAGCCCAGACCAGCCUUGGGCAGCGUGGGUUCAGGGCUGAUGGCCGUGGGCCGAGGUCUCUCCUGCAGGUACAUGGGGCUCAGCACGGCCUGGUCCUGGAGGGCCGGGUCUGGGCUGUGACUGGUGAGGGAAGCGGAUGAGUGUCGGUGUCAGGCCCACAUUUAAUGACAGUGCGAGGCCCUGUGGAGGCUCCCUGCUCUGACACAAUUACCAUUCAUCCCGUACAGUCCUUUCCCUCAAAGCAUGUGUCUAAUCCCUUCUUGGGAUUUGCUUCUUGAAGAACCCGUACUAACAAGUUUAUUAAAGAAAUGGGGAAAAUUACCUUAUUAACAAAAUAAAGGGAGGAAAUCAUGUUAUAGUAUCAAAAGAUACAGAAAAAGUGACUUAAAAUUGAAACUCAGUUCAUGGUUAUAAGCUCUUUGCAAACAGGGCAUAAAGCAAUGAUAGAAUUGGGGAAUCUCCAUCUUGCAUUAAUGAAAUGGACCUGGGCCAGGUGACUGUGCAGGGCACACUGUCCCCGGGCUGGGGGGGACUCAUGCUGGAGGUGCUCAUGAUAGAGGCUGCUCCCUCCUUGGUCCGUCUGUCCCCUGAAAGUGGGACCAGAAACCAGUGACAAAGUAGCAUCUGGGGACCAGCAGGGAUUUUCUAUGCAAGUUGGGUAUUUGGUACAAUCAGGGAAGUGAUGUCUUUAACGUUUCCAGUUUCCUUCUCUGGUCUUUCAUAUUUCUUUCCGAUAGCAAAAUUGAUACUGGGAAAUUUUCAAGUGAUUUUUUUUACAAGAACUCCAUGAUCACUUUUCUAAAUUAAACUAAAUAAUGACUUUGUAUUUUAUUUUUCUGCCUGUGGAGUUGUGAGAUGACAGUAUUUAAAAAGCUAAGUUCCAGGGGCGCAGUUAGACAGGAGGAGACUGGUUGUGUUCCUUGGAUGUCGGAGUCGGGCGCUGCUCUCGUGGGAGGCGAAGCUCAUUGUCAGCCGUCACCACACACACAGACUCAUCCACGCAGACUCCUCGCGCAGUCUAGGUGUGAAGUGGGGUGGGGGUGGGGAGAGAAAAACAAAUCUCUUUGUUACGGUGCAUAAGCGGCUGCGUGAGCAAGCUUCGCAGCUGUGCCAGGAGCUCGAGCUUUCAGCACAUAAAGCCAGUGUGAAUAAUCCUUUCUCAGAGCAGUGGCUUUGUCAGGUGAACUUGAACCGCGUCGGAUCUGCCCAUUCCCACCACACUCGGCCUGUCCCCCCGGGGCCUUCGCCAUCUUGGCUGUUGUUUAAAGAGAACGAGCAAUCCAUCAUUGGCCCAGGGAGCCACUUUCUCAUGGAAAAGUCAGAGCAGCCUGUGACAGGGCACUGCCCCAGCCUUCUGCAGAUUAAAUGGCGCUUGGCGACUCCCGUGCUCCCAGAAGAUUAAGUGGGUUACCUUGUUCAGCCCAGACAAAGGGCUCUCCUCCCAGGCAGGGAGCCUUACAGAAGCUGGGAAGGUGGGAAACAGAAUUUUACAAGAAAACUGACCCAGGAUGUUACUUUCUAUCUACCUAUCUCCUCUGCAGACCACGGCACAAAGCAGGACCCACCCACCCGGGAGGUGCAAGGUCAUCCCCAGGUGUGGCCGCCCCUUCCUGGUCUGGCUGCCCCCACAGGUGACGGAUGCAGUGAUACACUUCCUGAGGGACGCGGGGGGGUCCUGCCACUACAGUAUCAGGUUACUAACAUUGUUACCGUGGUGUGGUCCACACAGGAAUAAACUCCUGGGUGAAUCUCCUACAGAAAUGAGCUCCCAGUGCAAGUCGGAAGUAUAGCCUUUAACUUACCAAGCCAAGGCAAAUGUUUUAUCAUAUUACAGAAAAUAGUAUUUUUUAAAUCAUUGAAAGGGCAGUUUUUAGAACUGAUUUUCAAAAGCAUGAAAAAAUACAAUCACAGUGUUUAAUUUUAUAUUAAAUAAGUACAUUAAUUAAAAUUAACAUAAGAAAAAUAUCUAAUUAAAUAUUUUUUAAAACUUAAUGUUAAAGUUCAGAUUGUAUUUUGCCAUUUAGACACUGGGAAUGAUACAGGCAACAGAAAGAAUCUCGAUUCCUUUCAGGUUCUGGUGGACUUGAGGCAGUGCUGUUAUCAGAAAUGUCUUCAUUAUUUAUAUUUGGUGCAUAUUUUGACACUCCAAAUUCUCUCUUUAAGUACAGGCCAUUUUCUAGUGAAAGGGUUAGAAUCAAAGAGUGCUCUGUUUUGUUACCUUUAACUGAGUUUUCAAACACGCCCUCUCUCACUGCCUGUGUGUUCCAUAAAUGUCACAUCCUGGCACAGGGCAGCUGUGGGUCGUGUGCAUGUUCCCCGUGAAGUAUGACACCAGAGUUAGCCUCUCCUUCCUAUACAAAUCACCAAAACACCAAGGGACCAUAGAAACACUUUUGUUAGAUAUUUGACAUUGUCUUUUCCAAAUAACAGAAGGACCCACAGCAACUGGCUCUCAGUAGUGAACCUUCCCUCUGGGCAGGGUGUCUGCAGUGUCCCCUUGGGCCGGACUGAGGUCCCUGAGCCACCUGCACCAGUGGCAUGGGACCCAGGGACAGGAGCCUCUGGCCAGCUGCACUCUUCCCGGCCUCCAGGGCACGUAUGUGCCAGAGCCGGGCUGGCCAGGCCAGCACACAGCCUCCGAGCCUGUGGCCUGCUUGCGCAACACAGAAACACGAGGAAGACCCUGCAAUGCAUGUAAAUGCUCAGAGCGAUGGGGCCCAGGGGCCUUUGCAAACACUCAAAGCCACAGAUUGUUCCAACAAAGGAAAUUUGAAAUGUCAAAGUCCUAGGCCUCCCAGACGGAGCCGGGUAUUAGGGAGAGGACCACAGCCCUGUGCAACUCACAACCUCCCGCCAAACUGGUCCGCUCGUCCCUCUUGUCACCUCAUACCCCUGAGUCCUCAUGGCACGGCCUCUGCACCAUCUAAACUGAACAAGGACACACACGCAGCAAGCAUCAUCCCCAAGCCUCUCAAGAUGAUAGGAUCUCAUAUCAAGGUGGAUUAAACUGGCUUCUCUGAAAGUGCAUGGCCAAGUAUCAGCUUCACUACGUUCCACUCUGGGUUACCAGAGGGACACAGACGGGGGGGGGGGGGGGGACAAGUGCACCCUGCACGGGCCAGCAGCCUCUUGUUGUUGGUCGUGGCCACACAGCAGCUGAAUGCAGCUCCAACUUGCCCUCGGUGUCAAGAGAAGGCCAGUCUUUGUCACCAAUAACUUUAAGAAUUAGAUAAAGUACGAAUCAGUAGGAAUUAAGUGCUGGGUCAUGUGGUGGACAUCAACUGUUUCACUUCCCUGGCAGUGUUUGAAGAGGCAGGAAAAAUGCUGUGCUCCGAACACCUGCGACCCAGAUCAGAUCUCAGAUGCUAAAAGAUGAACUAAAAAGGACCUUGAGGAAAAUUAAUGUUUUAUAAUUUUAAAAACCAACCCAGCUAUCAAGAAAAUACUGUUUUCAGGAAGGAUUUCGUAGUCUGGUACAGCUGACUCAUACACCUGCUGGAAGAGAAGAGACUGCUAAGGUGUGCAUAUUUAUUGGACUGUUUCCUUUGAAAAAAUUAUCUAUUCCCUUCUGAAAACGGGUUCCUUUUGUCCCUGCAAAAUAACCCUAGAGUUAUUUUUUCUUUCAACCCUAAUGAUAUGUUUAUGAAAAGAGGUUAGGUUCAGAAAACCACCAGCACCUAAAUCUAAAUGCAACAGUGUGGCCUUUAAGGAAAUACACCCACUUUUUUUUGGGGGGGGGAACCUUUUAAAAAUCCAGACCGAGUUGCUGCUUCUCAGCUGUAAAGGUCCCUGUCCACAACUUUAAGUAGAACUGACCCUUGUUGUCCCUCUCAGCUGUGGAACAGAGGGAACAAAUGAGAACACACACCCACCUUUCCACCCUAGGCCUGUAGACACAGAGGCUCGCCCACAGACACACACACGCGCUCGUGCACAGACACGUGCACACACACGCACGUGCAUGCACUCAGUCACACACAGAGGCUUCCUUACACUGUCACAAAGGAAGCACUUACCGUGCUUCCUUACAGUGUCACACUGUCACCGUCACUCGGUAAUUACUUGUUUACGUGUCUGCCUCUCCAUUAGCUUGGGAGCAUGUGACAGCGGGGACCAAGUUCAGUGUGUCAGCCCCCGGGCCAGCCCAGCCCCCGGCCGUCAGUAAGGCCUUGUUGAAUGAGAGAAUGGAAUCAUUAAAACUCACAAGAUGAAUUGAGAGUGCAGUUUUAUGAUUGGCCCAUUGUGCACCACGCUUGGUGUGAUAGUGUUUCGCAUCGCGCCCUGCACCCUGCACGUGCUCCAUGCGUGUCUGCAGGCCGUGUGAAUGAAUGAUGGCAGGUGAAAAACCUCUUAAUUAGAUCCAGAGGCUCCUCUUUAUUUGUAGAACCAAAUAAGGAAGGCGUUCUCAGACACUGGAAAGAGCUAUGCCGACGUCUUUGUUUUCCAGAAGACUCAUCUGAAUGGUAAUGAGUGUGGAAAAUGGAUUAGCUCCUGGGUGGACAGGUUUUUUGCUUGUUUGUUUGUUUGUUUGUUUGUUUGUUUUGUGUGGAGAAAAAGUGAAAAUGCUCAAGUGCUUUACCAUUUACUGAUAGCCAGUCCUUUGUUUCCUAUGAUUUUUAUCUUAGUGCUUAUUUAGUUAACACAAUUAAACUAUUUUUGGUUCACAAAUUAAAAUUGGUAAAAAAAAAAACAAAAACCCACUAAACUGUCCCCAGUGUUGUGUUGAUGUUGAAUUUGAUCGUUAUUUUAUGUAUCAGUCAAUGUGAUAACUCUGGAGAGAGUGACCCCCUUCGGCCCUGCAGUGACAAGGACAGGUCUUCCCUGCAGCACGUUCUCUUCCUGUGCCGGAAUGCUUCCGCGGUCUGAUUCUUAAAGAAGAUUGAAUUAUGAGCUUCUGUUCAGCACGGCACUGAGUGAAAAACGAGACCAGAUUCAAGUGCCCCGCGUGCUGCACAUGUCGGGUGACUGUUGUCACGGGCGAGGCACGGCUUCAGCUUCCAGCCCCCGUGUUUACUUGAUGUUAAUCCUCAUCCGAGGACACGUCCAUUGGUCUUAGAGCAGGAAGAAGGGAGAGAGGGAACUAAAGAGAGAGACAUCGCUCAGCCGUGCCGUGCCCUGAGCCGGGUGGAACCCACGACCUGGACACGAGCCCUUACUGGCAGUCUGACCUGCGACCUUCUGGUGCACAGGACAGUGUCCCAACCAACUGAGCCACUCAGCCAGGGCCCAGCUUCCACUUUCAAAGACGCAGUUAUAAAAGGUGACUAAAUGUUUGGUUUUUCCACCUAUUUUUGACAUAGAGAAAAAUGGGCACACGAACACUUCAUGCUUUAAAAAAUAACACCACCUGUUACUACAGAAGGUAUGCAAGGCCCUCAGACUCACAGCGACAGAGGCUGGCGGUGCCCAGGGCUUGGGGAGGGGAAUGGGUUUCAGGGGUGCAGAGUCCCAGGUUUUUCGAGUGAAAAGUUCUGGAGACUGUCUGCCCGGCGCUGUGGGUACACUUAGCACUACUGAACUACACACUAAAAAACGAUUACAAUGAUUACCUGAGAAAUCACGCUUAGGAUGGCUUUAGACUUCAAGGCAUUAAAGUUUUCUUAUGUAGCCAAUGAAUACAAAUAAAAAGGGUGUUUAUAACAGAAUCUUCUAACUUUUCAGAGGUGAAGCACCAAGUUUUGGUUGGCUAUAAGACUUUUUCUGCUACAAAUAAGUUAUGUAGUCCUCAGAUAAAGACAGACCAUAUUGAGUGCAGUCUUAUGCACUGACAAUCAUCAAAUCUUAGUGGCUUUUACCAUAUUUUUUGGAAUAUAAAGUGCACCCCCCAAAUCUGGGGGGAAAGGCGGUGCAUCUUAUAGUCCGAAUGUAGCUUUACAUUUACAUUGGUGAAAUAUUAUGUUAUUUAUGUUAUUAAAUAUUUUACCACAUUUUUUUCUUCAAAAAUUUUUUUCUAUUUUCCUCCUCUAAAACUUAGGUUCAUGUUGUGGUAAUUCCCAAGGUUUUCUCCCUCAGGCAGCACCCACUGGGUGUCUCACGGGACCACUGCUCUUCACGUGGCCACUCAGAAGCCCAAGCAGCUUCGCUGCCAGGGGCCUGCGGAGUCCCCUGGGAGGGCGCCUCAGACGCUGGCAGAGAGGGCGGGACAGUCCACGACAGGCAGUGCAGUGAAGUUAAGUGACAGGCUUUGAGUGAGAGCGGCAGAGACGUGCAGGAACAGCAGGAAGCACGUUGACUGGAACAUGCAUGUGUGUUGCCCUGUGCACGCAGGGGCACCAUCAGCACAAGUCCGGUUCUGCUCUCACGGCAAGGCCAGGCGGCAGGGCAGCCGCCUGAGGCUGCCAACGUUACAGAUUCUGGGAAACACAGUGAGGGUCCCAUGUGGUGGGACCAGGGCCACCUUGUUUAGUUCUGCUCACAGACUCCCAAUCCCUUCCAACGGGCUGGCACCAUUUCUAAAAUUCAAAAGUGUGCCAUGAAUAAAACAGUUGUGACGCUAUCUGCUUAUGACGCCUCCUUGUCCCAGAUCUCGUAAUACCCCUGGUUUUGCUGGGGUAGGAAAAGAGGGUUACUGAAAAAAUCGAACCUUGCUCCCCUUUGCGGGAAGAGACAGGAGCAGCAGUUCCAGGAAGCCCAUGACCGACAGGCCCCAUCGGGACCGGCUCCUGCCUGCUGUCUAGUGUGCCAUCAUCACCUCACCUGCUGCGCUAAAGGUCCGAGAGACUCAGAACAGCCGGACGGCAGGGUGCACGCCCUGGCCAGCCCUUCAGCAGCCCACCGAACUUCUGCAGCCCAGAACCACUGAGCUCUGAAAAUGCUCUGGGAAGCCUAGAAAACCUUCCCCACCACGGGACAGCAGUGUCAGCUGAGAUUCCUGACCAGUGCCACUCAAGUAGAACUGAAAGCCUUUUAGAGUUAUUUGCUCACAAAAAACCCCAAAACAUGAAACUCAUUUUCACUGUGCCCUUUGUGGAACGUCCCAGACUGAGGCUGUGGUCGGAUGGACAUGGGGGUCUGCAGACAAGGCCAGGAGUGUCCAGUGAUCGUCCCGCUGGAGAGCUGCUGGGCACAGGCCUGGUGUGUGUGGGAGUGAACUAACCUCCUGAGAUGCAAGAAAAACGUGGACUUGAACCCAAGACUCCAGAGCUGCUCUCUCACCCUGCGGGAUAAAUCGUACUUUCUCCCAUGUCUACUUCUAAGCAGCUGCUCUGGGACUUUGAGGGUCAGGAAAAGUAUUUUAGUUUACACAGUUCUGAUUGAAGAAAACAUGUUGACCGUUCUGGACACUGUGAUAUGAAAGGAGUAUUAAUGUAUCAAUUCAAUACUUGCUUAAGUUCAUGAUUAGACUUCCCUCCCCAUAGUUUCACAAGUGUUUUUUAUUAAAGAUUUUAUUUUAUUUCUAGGAAGAGGGGAAGGGAGGAAGAGACAAACAUCACUGUGUGGUUGCCUCUCGCAUGCCCCCUACUGGAGACCUGGCCAGCAACCCAGGCAUGUGCCCUGACUAGGAAUCGGACUGGCGACCCUUUGGUUUGCAGGCUGGUGCUCAGUCCACUGAGCCACAGCAGCCAGGGCAGUUUCACAGGUGUUUAAGUCCUACCUCAUUUGAUUUCUUUUCCAAAAUUACCUGGAAACUAAGGCAGGAAAAUAAAUUAAUUAUGU